This is a messenger RNA of Trichoderma virens Gv29-8, 417 nucleotides long. RefSeq lists its product as uncharacterized. The coding region runs from base 1 to 417 and encodes 138 amino acids. NCBI's taxonomy places the organism in Eukaryota, Fungi, Ascomycota, Sordariomycetes, Hypocreales, Hypocreaceae. The record is from RefSeq and is a predicted model, not a curated record. The transcript has 3 exons.
AUGGCGGAUGACGAUCCCAAGCCCGCGGUGGAUGUUCCUCAGGUGUCCAUCUCCAACAAUGAAGCAUCAAACCCGCCAUCGCAGCAGAGCCAAGGGAACGACGUCGUGAUGGCUGAUGUGCCAACAGAUCAAGCUUCACCGGCACCCGCUGCCUUUGCACCAAGCCCUGCUCCUGGUCGAACAGGAACUCCGGCGCACGGCUCUAGAGCAGCUUCAGCGCACCCAGACUCGGGUUUUACGAUGCCCUCGGAGCCUGCUCUCCACGGUGAUUCGACAAGACGGUACUUGAAUACAAAGGUCACUGGUGCCCUGUUGGAGGGAAUGAAACUGCUGGCCAAAGAAAAGCCAGAGGACCCUUUACGAGUUUUAGGCGAGUAUUUGAUACAAAAAUCAAGGGAGCUGGAAGGUACAGGGUAA